GCUAUGCUGAGUACCGUCAGUUUGGUCGGUGAUCCGAAGCCCUGGGUGGGGACCGAGGUGACGGGACGGAGAGGGAGAGAGGGGAGGCGCUGUCUCCGCCGCACAGACGGGUCCGCGGCUGGCGACGCCGCCCGGGCUGCCCCGCGCCGGGGCCGGGACGUGGACCGCCGGCCCGGGCGUCCGCUCCGCCCAUAGGGUCCGAUGGCGGCGGCCGCGCCCAGGGACCCGGGUCAGGUAAACUCUCGUCCCCCGCUGUCCCGCCACCCAGACUCUAAGGGCCCGAGCGCGGGGCGUCUGCUCGCGUCCCUGCGGCCCAGGCCCCGGUGUCCGGGACAGGGAGGCGCCGGCGGGCGGGGACCCCGUGUGUGAGCGCCGGCGUGCUGGCUGCGAGAGCGGGCUCCGGGCUGAGGAGCAACUGGGGAGGGGCGAUACUGAGCGCUGAGGUUGAGCAGCCAGCACGAAGUCACCUGCCUCUAUAUCAGGGCCAGGCAGGGGUACAGGGAGACCUGAGUCCGUCAAGCCCUGCCAUGGACUUAUUCCUCUAAAGCUAUCCUUUCCAUAUGCCGUGGCUUCACAAGCGGUUGUGGAACCACUGGGAAGUGGACAGUGUCUCAGUGCCUCACCGCUAACCACAUGUUCUCCGAAUUGUGGUGCCUUGGGACUUAGUGCUAUUUACUCAGUCCUUGGGUCUAGGGACCCCAAACGUAGGGUCCUAGGUCCAUGCCAAGGGUUAUAUGGAGGUGUGCCUGUUUCUGGCAGUCACUGUAAACAGGUGUGAAAGGUUAUGCCUAGAAUUGAUACCAGGAUGUGCAAAUUCUUUUUUUUUUUUUAAGAUUUUAUUUAUUUAUUUGACAGAGAGACAGCCAGCGAGAGAGGGAACACAAGCAGGGGGAGAGGAAAGUGGGAGAGGAAGAAGUAGGCUCCCAGCAGAGCAGGGAGCCCAGUGCGGGGCUCCAUCCCAGGACCCUGGGAUCACGCCCUGAGUGGAAGGCAGAUGCUUAACGACUGAGCCACCCAGGUGCCCCAAACACCGCCUUUUUAUCAAGGAGACCAGAGCAGUUCCAGUUUAUCCCUUUGUAGAGGGUUUCAGUUCCCUACCAAUCCAUGGAGUCUGUUUCAAGCCAAUCACAUCUUUUCAUGGGAACCAAGUUAAACUUCUUCUUGAUAAUACAAAGCUUACAUCCCAGAGCCCCUGGUGAUUCAUUCUUUUCUGGAGUACAAUCUCCAUGUGGCCCUGUGUGGUGUAACAUGUCUUCCUCUCUCAUGCUGUGGGUCAUUGCUUAAUGAAUUGCUGUCAGUGUCAUCUGGCCAGUGUCAGAUACCAUGUGUUUGGCCAUCUCCAUAACUGUAGGGUGGGAAUUCCACCCUCACCAGUGGGUUGAAGAGAUGCUGAGUAAAACACAAAUAAUAUGUGGAGAGUCCAGGGACAUGCCUGGUCACUUGGAGUGGGCCAAUGAGGUGGUGUUGGCCGUAGGCAUGUGGCUGUGGGAUCCAGAGAUGUGAAGGAUGUGCUGUCUAAAGAAUGAUGUGCACUGGAAGAGAGAGUAUACCUGAUGGUUCCAUGACCUAGUUGGUAUUGAGACCUUGGCCAUAACAGGGUAAUAAGAGCCCCUGGGUCCCCCUAUGCCAGGCUCACAGCUUAGAUAUAUAUUUGUCCACCUGCCUCUUGUUGCUGGUGUCUGGAUCCCAUGAUUAAUGGGCCCAUGAAGACACAAUGCCACCAGUGGUGGUGUGGCAUAGUUUCUCCUCUGAGUUGGGGAGCUUGGAAGGAGUGUGGGCAUGGGAUAGAGGUGGGGGGGAAGGGAUUGGGCUCCUCAGAAGUGGACUGUUUGUGGUUCAUCUGUCACCAUCCCAGGAGGGCACUGUGAACUUUGAGGACGUGGCUGUGUACUUUUCCUGGGAGGAAUGGGGUCUCCUUGAUGAGGCUCAGAGAUGCCUGUACCACGAUGUGAUGCUGGAGAACUUGGCACUUAUAACCUCCCUGGGCUGUUGGUGUGGAGUGGAGGAUAAGGCUGUAUCUUCUGAGCAGUGCGUUUCUGCAAGAGUUGUCACUGCUCCCAAAGCAGGUAUGUCUCCCCAGAAGGCACACUUCUGUGAGAUGCGUGAACCCAUCUUGAGAGACAUUUUACCUUUGGUCGAACACCAGGAAACACAUCCUAAGCAGAAACUGUACAUGUUUGGGGCAUGUGGAAAAUGAUUUCAUGUCACUAUAGACCUUCAUCAGCACCAUAAGCAGCAAAUUGGAGAGAAACACUUCAGAAGCAACAUGGGCAGAGCCUCACUUUUGGAGAACUGCAAAUUCCAUGUGUCAGUGAAGCCCAUUACCUGUGAAGAAAUUAGGAAGGACUUCCUGGCCAACCCGGGCUUUCUCCAGCAACAGGUCACUCACACCAGGGAGAAGUCAAAUGGUGGAACUGAGUGUGCGGUGGUCUUCCACAGUGUAAAGUGUCAUUAUAACGGGGAAGACUGCAGGAAACUUCAGUCCCAACACACAUUUGUUCAGCACCAGCAAGUCCUCACGAGGGAAAGAUGUUACAGGUGUGGUGAAUGUGGGAAAUCCUUUAGCAAAAGCUGUAGCCUCCAUGACCAUUUGAGAGUUCACUCUAGAGAAAAGCCUUAUAAGUGUGGGGAAUGUGGGAAAUCCUUUAGGCAAAGUUCUGGUCUCAUUGAACACCAGAGAGUUCACACUGGACUAAGACCUCAUGAAUGUGAUGAAUGUAGAAAAUUACUUAGCAAGAAGUACAACCUCAUUAUGCAUGGGAAAGUUCAUACUGGUGAAAAGCCCUAUGACUGCAGUGAAUGUGGGAAAUUUUUUAGCUGUAAAUCUGACCUCAUUACUCACCAGAAAAUUCAUACUGGAACAAGGCCUUAUGAGUUUAGUGAAUGUGGGAAAUCCUUUACCCACAGUUCCAGUCUCAUUAAACACCAGAGAAUUCACACUGGAGAAAGGCCUUAUGAGUGUGAGAAAUGGGGAGGGGGGGCCUUUAGCCAGAGCUCUCACCUCAUUAAACACUGGAGAGUUCAUGCUAGAGAAAGAUGUUAUAAGUGCAGUGAAUGUGGGAAAUUCUUUCUCUCUAGCUACUGUUUCUUUCAACACCAGAGAGUUCACACUUGUUUAAGACCUCACAAAUGUGAUGAUUGUGGAAAGUGAUUUACCAACCUGUACAACCUCAUUAAACACCAGAGAGUUCACACUGGAGAAAGGCCAUUUGAGUGUAGUGAAUGUGGGAAGUCUUUUAGCUACAAAUCCUACCCCAUUACACACUGGAGAAUUCACACUGGAGCAAGGCCUUAUGAUUGUGGGGAAUGUGGGAAAUCAUUUAGCCAUAGCUCCACACUCCUUCAACACCGGAGAGUUCACACUAGGGAAAAGCCUUGUGAGUGCAGUGAAUGUGGGAAAUCCUUUAGCCACAGCUCUAGCCUCGUUAGACACCAGAGAAGUCACACUGGAGAAAGGCCUUAUGAAUGUAGUGAGUGUCAGAAAUCAUUUAGCGACAGCUCUAGCGUCAUUAAGCACCGAAGAGUUCAUACUGGAGAAAGGCCUUAUGAAUGCAGUGAACGUAGGAAAUCCUUUAACCAGAGCUCUAACCUCCUUAAUCAUCAGAGAGUUCACACUAGAGAAAGACUUAUGGGUGUAGUGAAUGUGGGAAAUCAUUUACCUUCAACUCUAAUCUCCUAAAACAUCAGAAUGUCCACAAGGAAUAAAACCCUUUCCGUAAUACAGGUAAGUCUGUUAUAGACUGCACUGUACCCCCUCAGAAUUCAUGUGUUCAAGUCCUACUUCCCAGUGUAACUAUUUUUAGGUGUGGCUUUUAUGAAGAUAACUGAGGAUAAAUGAGGUCAUAAAGAUGGCCUAAUCCAGUGUGACUGGCAUCCUCAUAAGAAGAAAAGAUACCAGAAGGUGUGCUCUCACAUGCUGUGUCUCUCCAUCUGUCUCCCCAUGAACAGACAGACUAUGUAAUAAGACAGCUGUCUAAGCCAGGAAGAGUGGCCUCGGUCCAGACCAGUCCUCAUGGUACCUUGGUCUUGGAGUUCUAACCUCUAGAAGUGUGAGAAAAUAAAUUUCUGUUGUUUAAGUCAA
Ailuropoda melanoleuca (giant panda) is the source of this 4081-nucleotide messenger RNA. RefSeq names its product zinc finger protein 256 (gene ZNF256). Gene Ontology annotation, biological process: regulation of DNA-templated transcription. Lineage: Eukaryota; Metazoa; Chordata; Mammalia; Carnivora; Ursidae. Gene Ontology annotation, molecular function: RNA polymerase II cis-regulatory region sequence-specific DNA binding; DNA-binding transcription factor activity, RNA polymerase II-specific. The record is from RefSeq and is a predicted model, not a curated record.